Messenger RNA from Vidua macroura (Pin-tailed whydah), 2246 nucleotides. RefSeq names its product methanethiol oxidase-like. The record is from RefSeq and is a predicted model, not a curated record. The transcript is spliced from 12 exons. The coding region runs from base 1 to 1698 and encodes 565 amino acids. Lineage: Eukaryota; Metazoa; Chordata; Aves; Passeriformes; Viduidae. Gene Ontology annotation, molecular function: selenium binding; protein binding.
AUGCCCGGGAGCCCCCGGCUGAGCCCUGGGAUGGGGAUGGCCCUGGCAGGAGCAGGAGCAGGAGCGGGUUUGGGGGUGCCCGGGCAGGGGCCCGGCUCGGCGGAGGCCGCUGCGGCCGGGAGGUGGCAGCGCCACGCCGAGCGCUCGCCACGGGUCCCCAGGGAGGGCCGGGGUGGCCCCGAGGGUGGCGCCGGGGGUCGCUGGGGUGGGAGGGACCCUCUGGAACGGGACCGGGGCGCGGGGCCCGGGCCGGGCUCACGGCGUCCCCUCUGCUCCCCAGACAGGUGCAGAGCUCCGUGCUACGAGUACCCGUCGUGUCCCGACGUGCUGAAAGCCCCGAGGGAGGAGGUCGCCUACGUGACCUGCACCUACAGGUCCACCUGCAUCGACCAGCCCGAUUUCCUGGCCACCGUGGACCUCAACCCGCGCUCCUGCCACUACGGCCAGGUGAUCCACCGGCUGCCCAUGCCCAACCUCAAGGACGAGCUGCACUGCGCGGGCUGGGGCCCCGCCUGCGGCUGCUUCGACAGCGGCGCCGCGGCCAAAAGGACCAAGCUGGUCCUGCCCUGCCUCAUCUCCUCCCGCAUCUACGUGGUGGAUGUGGGCUCCCAGUGCCGGGCGCCUCGGAUCUGCAAGAUGAUCGAGCCCGUGGAUGUGUUCUGGAAGUGCAACAAGGGCUACCUGGCUGCCACCCACCCCCUGCCCAACGGGGAUGUCCUGAUCGCCAACAUGGGCGACCCCGCUGGCAACGGCAAAGGCGGUUUCCUGGUGCUGGACGGAGAGAGCUACGACCUGAAGGGCAACUGGGAGAACGAGUGUGAGACUCCCCCGACCGGCUGCGACUUCUGGUACAAGGCCCAGCACAACGUCCUGGUCAGCUCGGCCGGGCCGGUCCCCAAAGUGGCCGGGCGUGGCUUCAACCCCGAUGACCUCAAGAAAGGGGUCUUCGGCCGCCGCCUGAACGUGUGGAACUUGUCGUGCCGCAGCCUCACGCAGUGCUUCGACCUGGGCGAGGAUUCUCUGCCGCUGAACGUGCGCUUCCUGCACAGCCCCGAGGCCGCCGAGGCCUACGUGGGCUGCGCCCUGAGCGGGGCCAUCUUCCGCCUCUACAAAUCCUGCGAGAGAGACAACUGGGCCGUGGAGGAGGUGAUCCGGAUCCCGGCCAAGGACGUGUCGGGCUGGAUCAUGCCCAAGAUGCCAGCCUUCAUCGCCGACCUCGUCAUCAGCCCGGACGACCGGUUCCUGUACGUGAGCAAUUGGCUGCACGGGGACAUCCGGCAGUACGAGCUGGCCAGGAACUGCAAGCCCCGGCUGGUGGGGCAGGUGUUCGUGGGGGGCAGCAUCCUGCGAGGGGGCCCCGUGAGCGUGUGCAGGGACGAGGAGCUCAAGUGCCAGCCCGAGCCGCUGGUGGUCAAGUGCAAGCGCGUGUACGGCGGCCCCGCCUCGCUGCAGCUGAGCCUGGACGGGAAGCGGCUCUACGUGACCAACUCCUUGUACAGCACCUGGGACCGGCAGUUCUACCCCAGCCUGAUCAAGGAGGGCUCGGUGAUGCUGCAGCUGGACGUGGACACGGAGCGGGGCGGCCUGGCCGUGAACAAGAACUUCCUGGUGGAUUUCGGCAAGGAGCCGAACGGGCCGUGCUUGGCGCACGAGAUUCGCUUCCCCGGCGGCGACUCCAAAUCCGUGACCCUGCCCUGAGGGACCCCGGCAGCGCCGCUGUCCCCCCCCGGCAGCGCCGCUGUCCCCCCCCGGCAGCGCCGCCCCGGGCAAAGGGCGCCGGCGGCGGGACCGGGGCUCCCGGGGGGGUUCGGCCUUUGGGGUGCCCCGGGUGACGGGUUCGGUGUCCCCUGGGUGAUUCUGGGCUUUGGGAUCCCCUGCGGGAUUCCGGCUGUGCGGUGCGCCGGGGGAUUUCAGCAUUUGGGCUCCCCCGGGCCAUUCCCGGCCCUCCCUGUCCCUCUGUCCCUGUCCCUCUGUCCCUGUCCCUCUGUCCCUGUCCCUGUCCCUCUGUCCCUGUCCCCAUCCCUGUCCCUGUUCCUGUCCUUGUUCCCCUGUCCCCAUCCCCUCCCUGUUCCCCUGUCUCUCUGUCCCUCUGUCCCUCUGUCCCUGUCACUGUCCCCAUCCCCUCUCUGUCCCUCUGUCCCCCUGUCCCUCUGUCCCCCUGUCCCUCUGUCCCUCUGUCCCCGUCCCCGCGCUGCUCCGCCCGGCUCUGCUUUCCCUGCAAUCAAUAAAGUCGUUCCCUGCAUCAG